UGAAUGGGCCUUAAUAUUGACUGCAGUGGCUUCUGGCUUUUUCUAGGACUGUCACCUCCUGGGAAACCUGAGAUCUUUAAAUGCCGCUCUCCCGAAAAGGAAACAUUCACCUGCUGGUGGACGCCUGGGACAGAUGGAGGACUUCCUACCAAUUACACACUGACUUACCACAAGGAAGGAGAAACGGACAUCUAUGAGUGUCCAGACUACGAAACCGGUGGCCCCAACUCCUGUUACUUUAACAAGAAGCACACCUCCAUUUGGACAGUAUACACCAUCGUAAUAAAAGCCACGAACCAGAUGGGCAGCAGUUUAUCAGAUCCACAUUAUGUGGAUGUGACUUACAUAGUUGAACCAAACCCUCCUGUGAACCUGACUUUGGAAUUAAAACAGCCAGAAGACCAAAAACUCUUUCUGUGGAUAAAAUGGUUUCCACCUACCCUGGUUGACUUAAGUACCGGUUGGCUCAUACUCCAGUACGAAAUUCAGUUAAAACCUGAGAAAGCAGUUGAGUGGGAGACUCAUUUCGCUGGGCAGCAAACUCAGUUUAAGAUUCUCAGCUUAUAUCCAGGCCAGAAAUACGUUGUCCAGGUUCGCUGCAAGCCAGACCAUGGAUUCUGGAGUAAGUGGGGUCCAGAGAGCUCCAUCCAGAUACCUAAUGAUUUCACCAUGAAAGAUACUACUGUGUGGAUCUUUGUAGCCGCUCUUUCUGCUGUCAUCUGUUUGAUUGCGGUCUGGGCAGUGGCUUUGAAAGGCUAUAGCAUGGUGACCUGCAUCCUUCCACCUGUCCCUGGGCCAAAAAUAAAAGGAUUUGAUGCUCAUCUGCUGGAGAAGGGCAAGUCUGAAGAGCUACUGAGUGCCCUGGGAUGCCAAGACUUCCCCCCUUCUUCUGACUGUGAGGACCUGCUAGUGGAGUUUUUAGAGGUGAUCGACAGUGAGGACCAGCAACUGAUGCCAGCCCAUUCAAAAAAAUACCCGGGUCAAGGUGUGAGGCCCACACACCUGGAUCUCGACAGUGACUCUGGCCAGGGCAGCUGUGACAGCCCAUCCCUGUUGUCUGAAAAGUGCGAGGAACCCUGGGCAAAUCCCUUCCCAUUCCACACUUCUGAGGGCAUUGAGAAGCCAGAGAGUCCUGAAACAAAUGGUACCCACCCCUGGGAGCCCCAGAGCACAAGCUUGGAAGGCAAAAUCCCAUAUUUCCAUGCCAAUGGAUCCAAAUCAGCAUGGCUUUUACCACAGCCCCCGACCCUGCACAACCCCAGAUCUUCUUACCACAACAUUGGUGAUGUGCGUAAGCUCUCCAUGGGCAUAGCAGGUGCAUCGGUCACUUUGGUGGACAAAACAGACAAACAGGCUUUAAAAUCCUCGCAAACCACUGAGACGGGAGGGGAGGAAAAGGCAGGCGAGCAGAGGGAGGCGGAACGCUCCCAUUCCCAGGCUGACCCGGACACCGCGUGGCUGCUGCCCCAGGAGGAAACCCCCUUUGUCUCUGCUAAACUCCUGGAUUAUGUGGAGAUUCACAAGAUCGACAAAGAUGGUGCACUAUCAUUGCUUCCCAAACAGAAAGAGAGCAGCAACCAGCCAGAGAAGGCCAGCACUGCGGAAACCAGUAAGGAGUACGCAAAAGUGUCCAGGGUGGUGGAUAACCGCAUGCUGGUGCUCGUGCAGGAUCAUUGCGCUCACAACCUGGCUGUGUUUGAAGAACCCGCCACAGAGGCUGCAUCAUCCGUUCAACAGAGUCAAGCUGAGAAAGACGUGGCCUCUUUCGCUGCGACGCCAAGCAAUUGCAAACACCAGCUGGGUGGGCUGGACUACCUGGAUCCUGCGUGUUUUAAGCACUCCUUUCAGGGAUAGCUUGAUUCAUGGAAUGAUUGAUUAAAAUGUGAUUUUUUUUUCAGGUAACACUAAAGCGUACAUGAAAUGCACGCUACUAGAGAAUGUUCAAAAAUGGGGUUAGAAUGACACUACUAAAAUGCACGCUUCACUCCUGUUCAUGCUCCAUUUUCGACCAGUUGCCUCUUUCUCCAACAGCUGAUUCCAGAACAAAUCAUUCUGUUUCCUGUGAUUUGUAGAUUCAUUCUUUUGCUGUUAGUUAUAAAAUGAUGUGUUCCAUGAAAUAAAAGCACAUUGCUUGGUACUCCUGAAGGAUGGUCCCAAUAGGUAUAGCCUCCGGAAAAGGCUUUCAUGGUUUGGUAUGUGACAGAAGGAAAGGAAAUGGUUAAAAUAGUUUACCACAGGGAAGUGAUGGAGAUAAGAAAAGUGCCAUGGAAGCCCCUUUUGAAAACCAACUGCUUAACCUUUGCACUCCUCUUUCAUUUUAUUAGGAUUAACCAAAUACAGUUUUUAAAAGAAUGCAUUCCAGAACACCUGACAAAUUGUUUACUUCAGUUCCUAUUACCUUAGUUGUACAUUGCUGAUAUGCAAGUAAAAAUCAUGCCUCCAUUUUUUUCUUAAAAUAGUUUGGAUUUGUUAAGCAUAGAUUUAACAGGUCUCCUCAGAGGACACCCCCCAAAAAAACAACAACAACCAAAAAAGACUAUUUCAUUCUAAAGCCUCUAGAGAAUAUAGUUUUGGAAAGUGGAAUUUUCUUACACAAGAGGCAAAUGAGUUUCAUGUGGUAAAUCCUUCUAAAAUGUUUUCCUGCUUCACUUAAGCAUGAUAGAUAAUUUAUUUUACACCCUGGACUUCUCGUAAUGGAAAAAAAAAAUCCCAAAAGACUAACUAGUUUAAAAAUCAUCACAGCAGGAUGUUAAUGGAGAUACUGCCUUACUGUACAUACAAAUUCUACUUUAAUACAAACCCAUAUGUUUAACAAUGUAUUUUGAAAACUAUUUUUCUAUCACUUAGAUAAAAUAAGAGGCUAUUUUCUACGUUCCCAGUACAGCUGUUUACGUAUUCAGUGGGUAUAGUAUUUUCUGCUAUGAGGCUAUACUGAGUAUUUACAGUACAUAGUAGUGUAUGCAAUCCCUGUUUGUGGAGUAAAAUGCCAUACCAGCCCAAACCCCACUGGGGAAUAUGAAGUGGAUGACAAUAUUCAAUUUCCAACACAGUGUGGUAUAGUUUAUCUGAUUCUUUUAACUCCAGGAUACAUUAAACAACGACCACCAACCUAGAGUUUUAGGGCUCUUCGCAAACCAGAAAUCACAUCUCCUGCAAUUUAGAGCUACUUUGGGGCUUCUCUGCUCUUCAUGAGUGAAUAUUCAUGAAGCCACUAUGAAGGAAAAGAGUAGUGACAUCUAACAUACUGUUUUAACAGGAUGAUUUUUGUUUUGCUUUGUUUUUCUGAGCAAUCUUGGGCAGCAAAGACAUUUUAAGCAAAGCCAGGAGUUAGUAUCUCUCUGGAGUAUAAUAGAUCCAUUUGCAAAACCUUGGCAGAGGACACACUUGGGUCAGAAGUGUCCAAAUAAAAGUUCUAAGAAACCUAGCAUCUGCAGAGUGGUGGGAACAGCUACAAAGAGCAGGCUACGGUGGUAAGAAUCUCCAAGUCAUUUCCAAGGGCAGGCUGCCAGGAGUGGUCAACAGUCUGGAUCUCCAUUUUAAAGAGAGCAUCCAUGACCCGUGGAACUGCCUCCCUCUAUUUUUCAUUUCACCUAAUGGCAAAUCCAUCCACCAUCCACCAUGUCCACGCAGUAGGUGGACAGAGAGAAUUGGAGCUCACCUCUGUGAGUUAAAUAUUCCACCCUGAUAAGCUCAUGUUGACAGGAAUUAGGCUCAGAGGUCUUUGAAAGUGAGCACAUUGCCAGAGCUUCCAGGAUUGCAAAAGUAAAAGAUCUGAGGCUCUAGUCUCCCAAUAUAUAAACAUCUUAAGAGUCAGGGAAAUAUUUUGGAAAGUUGUCCAAGUUCAUUCAAUUCCCUAGACCCUUGUUACUCAAAAUCUUGUCCGAGGACCAGUUAUAAUGGCGCCACUUGGGCACUGCUUGGAAAUGCAGAAUCUCACCCCCCAUGCCCCAGACCUACAGAAUCAGAAUCUUCAUUUUACUAAUAUCCACAGAUGAUGCAUGUGCACAAUGAAGUUUGAGAAGCACUGCCCUAGACGGUCACUUCCACUAAAGGAUAGUUUAGUGCAUGGAAACUCCUCUCAUGGAAAGUACAGGUCAAAUCUGUUUGACUUGCACUAAACAACAAUGUAUAGAAGGAGAAGGCAUGAUUUUUUUUUUUAUCUAUUAGUGGUGUAAGAUUCACAUAAUAGUAGAGAAUGACUGCAAAAGUACACACAACUUCCAAGAAGUUGGGCGACAUAAUCCACUUUGAAUGGCACUGACCAAAGACUCUGCCCUCAAAGCCAAUAUAGACUAACAUUUUUCCAAAAUAGUCCAUUCUUCUCCAAGAUGUCUCUCACUCUGAUAGUUUGAAAAUUUUAAAAUAAUCUGUUUUGACAUAUAAUUUGGCAUAUCUGAAAAAAAUAUCAAGGCUAAAGACUCAACCUGAAUUAAAUUCCUAAAACACACCAAUUAGACACUUCUUAAGUAAAGCCAGGACUAUAAUUCUAUGGUCAAUUAAGAUUCUAUAUUUGAAUUAAGUUUUUUUUCAGAGUCUAGAAUAUUUUCUAUCAAGGAGACAGCUGAUCAAGUGGAAGGAUGCAGAUAGGGGUCAGGAGCCCCAGGUUCUAGCCCUAACUGUGUCGCCUUAGAUCAAUCCCCCUUCUCUGGGCCUCAAUUUCCUCUAAAGGAAAAUUUGAGCCAAAUAAUCUGUAAUGCCCUUUUAAACUCCAACUUUUUGAUUCCAUGACUCAUUGAGUGUUUUCCAGCCAAGAUAAUUUAACUAACGCCUUAUAUCUUCAUGAAGCUGAUAAAUAACUGCCCUUCAUCAUAGAAAUACAAGUACUCUUCAGUGCUUACUGCAUUUCACUUGGAAAUCAUCAGUUCCAGGCCCUAACAUAUUGCACAAGCAUUUUAUAAAUUAUGUAGAUACAGAAUCAUAGUCCAAGAUUAUAUGCAAAUAUGUGUGGAGAAAGAAGAGACAUAAGUUUUUUUGGUUUUGUUUUUUUUUAAGACGUAUUGAAAGUGGCUCUAAUUUUUAGAAAAAUAACCUUUUGCUGAAUCAAGCUAUGCUUAUUCCUUCCUGAAUCCAACAGCCCUAGAAAAUCUCUUUUCUUACAUCUGGCUGCUGAUUCUAGUAUUUUUUUUCUCUCUCUCUCCUGUAUUACGAACAUUGCACAGUUGAUUUAAAGAACCUUACGCUCUGAAAUGCAAAAGUCAUAUUUUUGUAAACAAAUACUUAAAUAUUCAAAUUACAAAGCACAUAGAAAUGAGAUAGCCAAUGGGUGAUUUAUAGAAGCUUAUGACCUAAACCGCAAAAUGUUUUCUGCUCAGUUUUUACAAAUGGGUAGUAGGCACCUCAAUAUGAAUAGAAGUUGCUAUCAGCUGUGUCACUGACCUUUGACACACUCACUCUUCAUUCUUCUAAGUGCCUAACGCUCAUCCUGAUAGGCAGGUAUGUACUAAAAACUUGCUUUCAGCAAUUCGGUUCAAAGUGGGUCAAUCCCUCAGCAUGUGUGCAAGAUCAAGGUGUCUGACUCCUAGACCUGUAGUGACCCAACUGAAUCAGAGAAUCCUAUGAGUUCAGGAGCAACCCGAGUCUGUGGGGGAAUUGGACUCUUUCUUGAAGGCCACUGCUGCCGGUCACUUGCAGGAAGACUUGGCCCUGCCUUUGCUAACAACUUUCCUAUCUUCUCAGAGUAGACAAGAAAGAAACAGAUUUGCACACAUUUUACAAAGUGCCUUUCUUUACUUUCAUAUAAAAACAAAGUUUCCUUUUUACAAGAAAAGUGUAUUGAGUGGAAAGUAAAUUUUACCUUUUUGAGUGUGCAUGAAUGGAGAAGACAGAAGGGAAUGAUGAAAUGGUCAAAGGUCCAACCAGCAACUGUGCAGCAGAUUUUUACAUUUAUUGUUUAAUUGAGUUACCACAGAGCCGAUAUAAAUAGUGCAACUUACUUUGUCUGAAAAGAAAUUGACUCUGGCUAGGAUUUUGAGCUCAGCCUGCCACCCCAGCUCUCAAUUUAAAAACAUACUGAUGCCCUUUUGAAUGGUUUUGAAUUGCAUGCCUGGGCCUGAAAAGGACAAUGCCCACACAAUGGAACUUUGGACUCAUACAAAAAAAAAAAAGUAAAUGACUCUGGAUUACCAUUCCCAGUGUUGCUAACAUAGAUUUGCCGUUGAUGAAAGUCUUGUGUACAUCAGUGAACAAAUUUCUUUUUCUGCUUCUCAGCUCAAGCACAAUAGUGACAUUGCUAGGAGAGUGGGCUGAGCACUCAAUUUCCAGGUCAACAUCGCAUUGCUGCUGCUAAACGGGCUAGGUGACUAUGCGAGUCCCUUAAACUCUAGCCCCCUGUUUCCUUACCUGUGAAAUAAGUGGGUUGGCCUGAACUCUUUCUAAGACCUCUUACAGCUAGAAUCAUCUUUGAUUUCUCACGAACGAAGUAAAAUUCAGGGGUUCUAGUCAAAGGCCCAAGAGCACUCAGGAAAGCGCUGCUGAUUUGUCCUUCACCUGAAGGAAUGCAGCGUGCGGCUGUGACAGUGCUGGAGAGAAAAGCAGAGAUCCUUUUCUCCAAGUCAGAUUGAUGUAACAUCCUUGCUCCUUUUCUUCUUAGCUGUCCAUACUCACAAGCUGUUCAUCCUCUCACUCCAGGGCCUAUAUUUUUCCUAAGAGUUAAUCAUGUGCUAUAGCAACCAUAGGAAGUGCAAGAAACUAAAUUAUUCCUAAACAAUAAUUGUGGCCCUGCAAAAGACUGAGUCAAAUGUGAAAUCAGCCACACAGAUAUCAAGGCCCAGGCUGAGGGUCACAAGUUACCUCAUUCAGAGAUUUACGUUUAGUGAUUCUAGUUCAAUUCAUUAGUUAAUGAAUUCAAAGGCCAUUAAUAAACCCAAGCAACACUGAUGACUCGGUCUUGCGGGUCUUAAACAGAAACUUAAAAAUACAAAAUAAUUGUUCGAGAGUAUAUGAUCUAACCAGGAGUUCUAUUUAUAAUUAAUUACAUCCCAGAUGUGUUCCAUGAUUAGCAUAUAUACUAUCUAUCUGCGAAUCAGAUAGGAGCUUUCUCUCCAGACUUGCGCUUUUCAGGAAGGUGAUUUUUGUUCUGAGGCCUUCAUGGUAUCUAUUUCAAUGAAAGGAAAAAGAUAGAAAAUAGGACAUUUCCAGAGGUUUGGGCAUCUCAGGAUUCCACAAAAUGCAGAGAGUAGCCUACUCAACCUAAAUUGUAUUGGACAUGGUGAGUCUAUAAUUUAUUCAGUGAUUUGAGUUUACAGUUAAGAGAUGUACAUAACUCACAACACCAUAUGCCCACCACUGUUUUGUGCACAUCGAUUCCUUUGAUUUAUGCUCUGAUUUCAAUCAGGAAGAAUUGAGGCAUGUAAAGUAGAAAAACAUCCCAUUCAUGUGAUUGUGGUCAAUAAAUAGAGAGGCCCUUAGGUAGUCUUAGUAUACUCGUUAAUUUUUACCUGCUUCUGAUUAAAAAGAAAAAAACCCAAUUUACUCUCCAAACUGGUUACUGAAGUAGUAAUGCCAAAAAUAACCUUUAAUAAUUUGUGGUCAAAUUAUGCUUCACCUGGAUAAACUUCGAAAUACAGUCUUUGAGUUUUUCCAUGCAAAUUUCACAAGUCUUAGGGGAAAAUAUCUUUCUGUUAUGGUAUCUGAAAUUGAAAAACUACAUGGCAGAAAUAUCUCUGAGAAUUCAUUUGUUUUAUAAAAUUUCUAAUGAAAUGAUUUUGAGUUUUUCAAAGUAACUACCUCCCCUCCUUGUCCUAAUGUCCUUUCUUCAAAGCUGCUUAUUGUUUAGAAUGAAAGAUGUCACAUCUCAUGCUUUCAUUAUUUUUUCAGUGGCAUAUUUGUUGUAUUUGCCAAGUGAUAUUCCUGACUUUAAAGAAACUGUUAUAUUAUUUCAUAUUAUAUUGCUUUAUGUGGUUCAAAAACUAUUACAUAUGUCACAUUGAAAUAUAUAAUCCUCAUAUUGUGAAACUCAUCAUGUAAGACAAAUGAAAUAAUUAUUCAAUGACUUACAUCUACCCAUAUGUAGUUUCAAUAUGAUUGUGUCUGUAUCUGUAAAACAAAACUAAAAAAAAUAUGUAAUCAUAUAAAGAAAAUAUGUGAAUGUACUAAUUCUUCUUAAUCUUUGUCUGGAAGUAUUUAAUGUGCCGUUGUACAGCUGAUCUGAUCGGUGAAGUGUUUAAAGUACAACAAACGCUGUUUAAAAGUCAACCCCUCAGCUUUGCUUCACGUAACCUUUGAUACUUCUUGAGUGUUAUUUGCAUUAUGAGGCUUGCUUUUGUGUUUGAUCAUCUGUUUUUAAAAUCGAAGAGUCUCAUGUGGAAACCAAAGCAAUCUAGAACCAAUCUGUUGGGUGGUCUGUGUGUUCUGUAAAGCCAUAUUGAAGUAAAGACUAUGUACUAGCAUAAGGUUCCAUAUUUUCAAAGCUACCACUACCUCCGCUUUUUCUCUUCCCUGGGAAAGGCCAAGCAAAAUUCUUGAACAGUAAGUGGGGAAUUAGAAGUGAUUGUUACAUUAAGUUGUUGAAUGUUUUUUUUUGUUUUUGGUUUUUUUUUUACAUGAGAAUAUACCUUCUAAUUUACCACUUUGCAGGUUUAUGCUAGGUUGUCUCAAUAACCAUUUUUACAUUUAAUAAAAACAAUGAGGCAUAAGGAUCAGAAAGAGUACAUAGUCACCAAUGAAAAACCAACAAAACCAGCGUGCAGAUUUUUUCCUAACUGUAAAGCCCCUUAAGGCGGAUGCCAAAAAUCAUGAUGUUAUCUCUCACAAUUUGAUUUCCUUAAAUCCCCCUAGAAAUAAAUCUUUCCGUAUUUGAUUUUAGCCAUCAAAUAUAUUAUGGUAUGGGGAAAAUUGAUCAUAUAUCAGAAAUAAUUUUGUUUUUAUUUUUAAAACUCAUUUCUACAUGUACUUAUUGUAAUGCUGAUUUUUUUUUCCUUUUUAGCCUUAAGACUAUAGCCAUCUGAUUUGUCUUGCAUUUUUAAUUCUGUACAUUUUUUGGUUAUUGCACAUUGUGCUUUAUGUUUUCCAGGGAUUUAUUAAUUUGUCUCCUUUUAUUUUGAAGGGACAAUAUGGACAGUUAAGUCUUUGUCAAUAAUAUGGGAGAUUAUGCUAACUGCUGUUCUCACAAUGUUUUCAUUUUUACUGCACAUGAAAAACAAUGCUUACCAAACUAAAUCUUAGACAUCCCAGUAUAAUAUGGUCAUUGUAUUUCUAUUCAUGUUGAAAAUUCCCAGCUCAGUGCCUGGCUCAAUAAAUGUUUAUUUCCCUUGCCUACC
Molecule: messenger RNA, 9257 nt
Organism: Hipposideros armiger (great roundleaf bat)
Lineage: Eukaryota; Metazoa; Chordata; Mammalia; Chiroptera; Hipposideridae
Gene: PRLR
Product: prolactin receptor
Exons: 7
Coding region: 4-1854 (616 amino acids)
Biological process (GO): positive regulation of cell population proliferation; cytokine-mediated signaling pathway
Cellular component (GO): signaling receptor complex; external side of plasma membrane; membrane
Molecular function (GO): prolactin receptor activity; peptide hormone binding; cytokine binding
Source: RefSeq, a predicted model, not a curated record